AAGUGAGCGCUGAGAGAGAGAGAGAGAGAGAGCGAGACACAGAGCUUAGGUGUCUCGUGCGGGAUUUCAUUGACCCAAGGCGCGCGGAGGACUUUGCAAUUAAACCGUGUGUAUUUUGUACACGUAUUGUUAGAUUUAGAGAGAAAAAAGAAGAAAAAAAAAAGAAAAGAAGAAGUGCCUGGAGGGAGACGGAGAGAGGGAGAGAGGGAGAGAGAGACAGAGAGGAGGGGGGAGGAAAACCAAAACGCAACACGUAUCCGGUGGGAUCCCACUCCUGAGAGAGAGAAGCGGCAGGAGUUGGAGCGAAGGGUGCAAGAAACGCGAGAGGGAGAAAGAAGAAGAAGAAGAAGAAGAAGAAGCAGCAGCGGAAGGGGACAGAUUUGAUAUUACGCCCGUAACAACACCUUUUUAAUUAAUAAAGAGGAAUAAUGAGGAACGUUUGGAUAAUUCUGACCCUCGGGCUGACCGCCUUCCUCUCCGGGGAAACGAUAGCAGAAGCAGCCAAGACUUCCUCUCAAGCUGACGACUUGUACCUCGAUGACCCAGGCUCAGGAGGUUACUACCCUGAAGAUGAUGAUGACUUUAACUCAGGGUCUGGCUCAGGUGGAGGUGAAGACACAAUGGAGGAAACGGUGACUGUCAGUAUGGUUUAUAUCAAGCCCAAUGCAGCAGAACCCACCCAGGACUCCACCAAAGAUUUCACCCCCAGAGUGGAAACAGCCACGAUCAGAGAAAGGGCCCGGGACAGCACACCCAGGAAACCACUCAGAACAGAGGCACCAGUGCCAGUUACAGAGGACCUGCAGAGGAACCAGAUGACUAGUACGACUAGUGCUCCCGGCUCACCCCAGGAGGCCGUUGAGGUCCGCACUGAAAACCUCUUCCAGAGGACAGAGGUGUUGGCAGCUGUUAUCGCAGGUGGCGUGAUUGGCUUCCUGUUCGCCAUCUUCCUCAUUCUCCUCCUGGUCUACCGCAUGAGGAAGAAGGAUGAGGGUAGCUAUGACCUGGGAGAGAGGAAACCCUCAGGGGCGGCCUAUCAGAAAGCCCCAACCAAGGAGUUUUAUGCAUAAACGUCGGCCCUGCCGCCAUCAGAACGACAAAUCUCGAGAGACUGUUGAAAACGCAGUCCAUUAAACAGCAAACCUGUUCAAACACCACACAAAACAAGUCGAUUAAGGAAAAAUAGCAUAAAGGAAAGCUUUUGCAUAGAGUAUUGUAAUUAAGACCUUUUCUUUCUUCUUUUUUUUUAAUGAAAAGCAUUUCUCAUCUUACGGCAAAUCUCAGUGUAUUUAAACAUUUUGUGUAUUAUUUGAAAAGGCUGAAAAAAUAAAAACAGGAUCUGUAAAGGCGAGGAAACUAAUCGCAUCUGUCUUCGGUUCAAAGGAGCUGUUUUUAGUCGCUGACUACUUUUAACUGUAGCAGUAUGUUAUUUGUAAAGAAAAAAAAUUUAAAAGUGGAAAUAAUUGAAUAUAAUUAUUCUGUAUCAAUCCUAUUUUCAUUUUUUCUUUUUAUUUUGUCCUAGCAUGUCUGAUGUUGAUCUCUAAAGGUGUAUUACAUUAAUUUAUCUUUUCUCUGAUGUUAAAAAAAAUGCCUUUGUAGUUUUGAUGAAGCUCUUUGGUCUUCAUAUUAACGCUGUUAACGGUCAAUGUAAAUGUUCUCCCUUCAGGUUACAAUGUUUAUUAUUUGCUCUCACAUCAUUUUUUUUUUUUUGUUUGUUUCUUUUUUUUGGUCAAACGUGAGCGUUUCAGUAUGUCUUGUUUAUUUGUUUGUUCUCUUCUUGGUGUAGCCUUUUAUUUUUAUUUUUCGACAGCGAUUUAUUUUCAUACCAGGUCUUUAAAAGAUAAAGAUAAGUGUGUCAGGGCUCGAGAAAAGUCACAAAUCUCGCUUCUGUUUUAUGUCUCGCAGAACUUUUUCUUUUCUAUUUAAAUGCAUUCUUGUUCACAUUGCACAAUCACCGCUUUUGCUUCCCCACUGCUGUUGUGCAGCUUUGCGUGUAUGUAGAGUGUUUUGGGGUGAUGUUUCUCCUCCGUGGCUUGCGGUGUUAUUGGCCCAUAGCCGCCUAUCUCCCUGAUGCGUCCCUUGAGUUUACUGACAGCACCCAAACUCUGCAAGCACCCUUUCACCCUUUAAUCUCCUCCCCCCUUCUCUUCCCUCUGUUUAGUGUAACCUCCCUCACUCCCACCUUCUUUUUAAUCAGAUUGGAGCACGGCCAGUCGAGUUGUCAACCCCCAAACAGCGCCCCGCUCACUUUAUUUUUCAGCUGUAUGGAACUUCCCGGCUAGCCUGGUGUUAUUGUGUUCCUGUGUUGGUGCUUUAGGCCCCAAAUCCUGCUCGCUGAAGACCUGCUAGUGCUUGGACACAAAUACAUCAGGCAAGGUCCGAGUCCCCUCAUGCAGAGCACAUACCUCUGCAGCAAACGCCACCAGAGCCCCCCUCUGUAGAAACCCAGUUCCUCUCAGAGGGACUGAUAUAUGUAAGGCUGCAAGGAUAUGUCUGAAUCGUCUUGGCGAGACAGUUGCAUUGAGGGCUAUUUAUGUUUUUUUUAUUGGUCGGAGCAGGCAUUUCAGGAGAGAUUCUGUUGAAAGAUGAGGUUGUGUACUAGGUUUAAAACCUACAAAAAGGUGUUUGUUUUGGUGCCGUUUUGCAUCCCCCUAAACAAGUUUAACUGAAGAAAGGGCCACAAAAUGGCUGUUGCAAAAUAGCCAUGUAGCUAUAUAAAAUGAUAACAUAGGUUACGGUCACGUGACAACAACGAUAGUUACUGUACAGAGUCACCCAAAAUAAUGUAUACACACAUCAGGAAAAGACGAAACACAUGCAUAAAUAUUUAAUUUGUAUAAGUACUUCUAUACAUACAGACACCUCUUUCGAAGUUUGAUCAAAUUACGAUAACACUGUGUACUGUUGUACGAUGUUUUCCCAACAGAUGGCAUUACCCUUUUUUCCUGAUGCGUGUAUACAUUAUUUUGACUUCCUUUUCUUCAACAUUACAUUGACUUGCUCUGAAGAGACGCACACAUUUUGUCUGGCGAGUUUGUGAAGUUGCCUUUUUCAGAUGUACAGUAAGGUGAAGUAGAUACAGUAGACGCUGUCACAUCGUCUAACCUCCCAACACCACCGACAUGAAGAUGUUCAUCCCUCGUGUUCCUCCCACUCAUUCUCUUUACCCCAUCUCUGGUGUCUGUUCUCGUCAUUAGACUUAAGGUACUGAACUACACUUAAAAACCCAAAGACUCACAGUAUUUCUACUCCAAACUUCCUCUCAUACCCACCCCCUCCACCAUGGCCACAUCAUGUUGUUUCCUCUCUAUUUUGUUCACUCUUUUAGUUUUUUUUUUUUUUUUUUUCUCUAUUAGAGACCUGACCUUUGAGUCCAAUUGCUUAUUAGUAUAUGAAAAGAUAUAUAAAUAUAUAUAAAUGUAUAUUCACAAAUGUUUGAAACCUUCAAAGUGCCUACCAUUUGGAAAUGAACUUGCUCAAGGUGAGCAUGUGGCAGGUGUGUACACAGAGGAGGGGUGUAAACGACUUGACUGGCAUUCUGUGAGCAUGGAUGACUGUAAUGGUAAACUUUUUUUUAGUCUUACAAAAGCUGACAGUAUUGUACCUAUAAGUUGAAACAACACUACUGAAUAAACAUUGUGGCCUAAUA
Molecule: messenger RNA, 3649 nt
Organism: Scatophagus argus
Lineage: Eukaryota; Metazoa; Chordata; Actinopteri; Scatophagidae
Gene: sdc2
Product: syndecan 2
Exons: 5
Coding region: 429-1070 (213 amino acids)
Biological process (GO): cell migration
Cellular component (GO): membrane; cell surface
Source: RefSeq, a predicted model, not a curated record